This is a messenger RNA of Rhagoletis pomonella (apple maggot), 1350 nucleotides long. RefSeq names its product actin-related protein 1-like. NCBI's taxonomy places the organism in Eukaryota, Metazoa, Arthropoda, Insecta, Diptera, Tephritidae. The transcript has 6 exons. Bases 150 to 1265 code for a protein of 371 amino acids. The record is from RefSeq and is a predicted model, not a curated record.
GGGCGUCCGGCAUGCGGUGACAUCACUCGCUUUUUGAACUAAUGUAUCUACAUAUGUACAUACAAUAAUGAAGUUGCUCGCCUUCCACCCUUUCUUUCUCUUGAAUUUCAACAAUUGGAAAAUAGGAGGAACCAUGAUUCAAUUGAAUAAUGGAGCCGCGUACAAACAAAGCGGGUUCUGGUGUCAUAAAAGCUGGUUUUGCAGGUGAGCACAUUCCCAAGUGCCGAUUUCCUAACUACAUCGGACGCCCUAAACACGUUCGGGUAAUGGCUGGGGCACUCGAGGGUGACAUUUUUGUCGGCCCCAAAGCAGAAGAGCAUCGCGGUCUGCUGAGUAUACGCUACCCCAUGGAACAUGGCAUUGUUACUGACUGGAAUGACAUGGAACGGAUUUGGAGCUAUAUAUAUAGUAAAGAACAAUUAGCAACAUUUACAGAAGAUCAUCCAGUUUUAUUAACAGAAGCCCCGCUGAAUCCCAGAAAAAAUCGAGAAAAGGCCGCUGAAUUUUUCUUUGAAGGAAUAAACGUACCCGCACUUUUUGUAUCAAUGCAAGCUGUCCUCAGUCUUUAUGCUACAGGUCGUGUCACAGGAGUAGUGCUCGAUUCCGGUGAUGGCGUUACUCACGCAGUGCCUAUAUAUGAAGGAUUCGCGAUGCCACAUAGUAUUAUGCGUGUUGAUAUCGCAGGCAGAGAUGUAACUCGCUACCUUAAAACUCUUAUACGAAAAGAAGGAUUUAACUUCCGAUCAACAGCGGAGUUCGAAAUUGUACGUUCCAUUAAAGAAAUGCUGUGUUAUUUGGCAACUAAUCCCCAGAAAGAAGAAAGCGGGGAGACUGAAAAGGUCGCUUAUAUCUUACCGGAUGGCAAAACUUUAGAGAUUGGUCAGGCAAGAUUUAGAGCACCUGAAGUGCUAUUUCGACCAGAUUUGCUGGGGGAAGAGUGUGAGGGCAUACACAAUGUGCUUAUGUAUGCAAUCGAGAAGUCAGAUAUGGAUCUCAGAAAAAUGUUGUAUCAAAAUAUCGUAUUAUCUGGUGGCUCUACAUUAUUUAAGGGUUUUGGCGACCGUCUGCUGUCGGAGUUAAGAAAACACUCGGCAAAGGAUUUAAAAAUUAGAGUAAGUUAUGCAAAAAUAAUAGGUUCAUUCCUGUACAAUCUGAACCGGACAUGUCCCAAAGUACGGAGACGCAAAAACCACAUUUGGUGCCCAGAAUUUGAUAAACAGCUGAUUCACCUGUUUUUUUGUUUUUUGUUUUUUUUUGCCACUUAAAUGCAAACACCUGGAAACUGGAUUUUGGUUUCACAAAUUUGAUUGUAUUGAUAAAUUAGCUUCACUGCGUCUAAGCUUUCCUGCA